Molecule: messenger RNA, 2835 nt
Organism: Eriocheir sinensis (Chinese mitten crab)
Lineage: Eukaryota; Metazoa; Arthropoda; Malacostraca; Decapoda; Varunidae
Product: protein germ cell-less-like
Exons: 12
Coding region: 324-1799 (491 amino acids)
Biological process (GO): germ cell development
Molecular function (GO): protein binding
Source: RefSeq, a predicted model, not a curated record
CAUGCGGAAAGUCUAUGUUCUUCUCGGGGCAGGAUAUCAUUCCCUACAUCUUGCACGCCACAUGCCCUCCAAGAACUCUUUCACUGCAUCAAUCACUCGUUCACUCGUCUCUCCACUAAGCCCCAGCACCAUCCACUCCCUUCCUGUCCUCCCAUCCACAACGGGACACCUGUACAGCAAGAGCAAGAGCAAACCAAAACAUAAACAAACAACGCCACGGUGCUAAUAACACGCCUCCAAACAUUAAUUCAAGUGUUGUAAGGCUAAGAAGCAGCAACCACCGGUGAAUGUGAGACCAGCCACCACCCGGAGUAUAUAAAAAGAUGGGGAACCUGCUCGCCAGUGUGUGGGGGUCGCAGAGUAUAGGGUCGGGUGGAAGCAAGCGGAAAGUGGAGGAGGUGGAUGGCGAGGACGAGGACCCGUUGGACCUUAACUCAGUGCUACAUACACCCAAGAAGCGAAAGUUUAACUCUACCUCCAAGUACAUUUACAAGACGCUGUUUGAAGAAGGUCGAGCCUCGGAUGUGACAGUGGUGGCCCUGGGGACAGAGUGGCAUCUACACAAGGUCUACCUCUGCCAGAGUCCAUAUUUCAGCAGCAUGUUCUCCGGUAACUGGUCCGAGACAAACCAAUCGCAGAUCAACAUUGAAAUCCUCGACGACAACAUUAACAUUGAUGCCCUUCACUUGGCACUGGGUCAGUUUUACAAGGACGACAUUGAAGUUGAGGCAGCACAGGUCAUUCCCCUGCUGGCCACGGCUCUCCUGCUGCAGAUGGACCCCCUCAUUGACCAGUGCACCGGUAUCAUGGUCGAAACUAUCAACCUCCAGACUGUCUUGCAAUAUCACGAGGCAGCGCGCAGGUACGGCGUGGUGUCGGUGGACGUGAUGUGCAAGCAGUGGCUCUUACACAACCUCCUCACUCAGGUGACGGAACACCCGGCCAUCCUGCGUCAAAUCCCCCAAGACCUGAUGUGUGAACUGAUCUCCUCGCCACACCUGUACGUCAUGCAGACAGAGUUCAGCAUCUAUGUAAUGUUAAAGGCUUGGGUGUUUCUGAAGUUAAAUCCGUCUUGGGAAGGUUUACAUGAGGUGGCCUUCCUGGAGGCUCACAAAUACUUCAGGAACAGAACUGAGCCUGGUUGGUUCCUGGAGGCCGAGGGGAAGGAGUACAGCAAGGUGUUCUCUGCCCUACGAGUGGUGUACCUCAUCUACCACCACCUGGAUGUGGAGAUGCUGUACUCGGACCGCAUCCUGCCCCCCUUGUGGCUCACUCCCGCCAGCAUGCAUCAGUGGUACAACAUGCUGCGGAUUGAUCAAGGGAAGGACCAAGGCCCAAGGGAGAUUCCGAAGGAGGAGUUUGACAAGUCCUGUACGCGCUGUGGCCGAGUGCUCGCUAACUCCGGGCAGCACAUAUGGAGGUGGACAGGGUACAACUUUGGGCUGGACUUGGUGAUGACGCACGAUGGGUCCGUCAUUACUCUCAAGCGGAACCACAGAUCAGAGUACAACGCCCAGCCACCGAGACGUUACAUCAUGUACAGGGUGACGGUGGCCUCUCUGAACGAACAAAAGCAAUUAGUGUACACCAAGACCACAGGGGUACAAUCUGCCUCUCUAGUGAAGAAUGACGAGAUCCGGGUAAUGUUGUUGGACCCGGAGGUGAAGUACCCCCUCCUGCUGAGUGCAAACUUCCUCAUCACCACCAACCAGUCUCCCGUCGCCAACAGCGGGGACAAGACAGCCCCCACCCCUCCCUCGCUGCCGCCGCCCUUGGUUAUUUAUGUCAACAGAGUAUAGUCCACCGAGUGUUGUUUUUGUUGCAUUUAAGGCGUCAGGGAGUUUUAAGUUAGUGUUAAUCACCCCUUAAGCUUCAGGAAAUUGUAACGUCUGUGCCAACGUUGUAAAAAUUCAUCCUCCUCAUCCUCUGUAAAAUAGCUCAUUGUCCUUAAUCAUUUUUAGAUGGUCUCCUCUUAUAGGACCUUUUGGGAGCCAUGAGAAUUUAGUUCAGUAUAUUUUUUAGCAUACUGGUUUCACAACUAAUUAACUAGCGGGGAGCAUACGCCAGGAGGUGCGUUACUUCACUCACCAGCUGACCCCACCCCAGACAGGCAAUCCAGGCAAGCCUCCACACAGCUGCCCUUCCCACUCUGGCCCGUGGCACCGGUGGGCUUCCUUGGUGGGACUUGCUGGUUGGCCCCAGUCUGUUAGUGGCACAGGCAAGUGUUUUAUAGUGGUGCCAUUUAUGCUUGGCUCAUGCUGGCCCCCAGAGCUCCACCUGAUCCUCUUUUUAGAGUUUCGCCAGAGCCUGGGUUAACCCGGUAGCAGCAAUGGGCCAAAUUUGUGGCUUUACCGUGUACCAGCAACGGGUCAAAUUUUUGCCAUGAUAUAAACCCCAAAAAAUAGAUGAUGCAUAAACUGAUCACAAAUGCGUUGAUAUAUAUUAUGAAGUGGUUUGUGUGAGUGAUGAUUUUUUCUCAUUAUUCUCGCUUAGAGGGGUCUGUAAGAAACAUAAUCCCCGCAGCUACCGGGUUAGUAGAUGGUCAUCAGAACAGUCUUAGGCCAUUUGGUGAUGACUGAACACUGUCACCUUGUAGUGGCAGGUGGGACUUGAACCUGGAUCCUCCGAACACCGCGUUGCACCACUCAGCCACGCUUCCCCGGAUAAGUUAUUAGGGAUGACCGUCAUUACCAUUACAUUGAAAAAAAGUUGACACGAUAUAAAUCAUUUAUUAUAGGAUCUAUAAUAGAAAUGAUGGCCAUAAGGUUUGUACUUACACUAGAGAUAACUCUGAUAUCCUUUUGAACUUUGUUUCUAAUAUAUGUCUAAAAUUAU